This is a messenger RNA of Lontra canadensis (Northern American river otter), 2753 nucleotides long. RefSeq names its product zinc finger protein 583 (gene ZNF583). The transcript has 5 exons. Bases 336 to 2048 code for a protein of 570 amino acids. Gene Ontology annotation, biological process: negative regulation of transcription by RNA polymerase II. NCBI's taxonomy places the organism in Eukaryota, Metazoa, Chordata, Mammalia, Carnivora, Mustelidae. Gene Ontology annotation, molecular function: DNA-binding transcription repressor activity, RNA polymerase II-specific. The record is from RefSeq and is a predicted model, not a curated record.
UCGGCAGGAGCAGGAACCGCCGGCCGGGCCCCACGGAGGGCAGUCCCAGGAUGCCCUGCGCCGCGCCCGGCCCGGACUCCACUUCCCAGCGGCCCCUGCGGCCGGCUCCGCUGCCCGCCCAAGCGCCGCGGCCCCUUUGUGAGCCCGCCGGUCCGGCCGAGAGCGAGGCCCCGCCCCGGCCCGCGGGGCGCUGGGCUCCCGGCGGCCGCCGGCGCGGAGGGUGGUGCCGACCCGCGGGGAGGAGGCGCCUUAUUUUUCCAGGCACUGCCCUUCCAGUGAGGAGCGUGAAGUAGGAGGACAGAGGAGCUGUCAUAAAUUCUUAAAUUCUUAAAGCCAUGUCCAAGGAUUUGGUGACAUUUGGGGAUGUGGCUGUAGAUUUCUCUCAAGAGGAGUGGAAAUGGCUGAACCCUGCUCAGAGGAAUCUGUACAGAAAGGUGAUGUUGGAGACCUAUAGGAGCCUGGUAUCACUGGCAGGAGUUUCAGUUUCUAAGCCAGAUGUGAUCUCAUUAUUGGAACAAGGAAAAGAACCCUGGAUGGUGAAGAAGGAGGGGACAAGAGGCACGUGCCCUGAUUGGGAGUAUACAUUUGAAAACAAUGAGUUUUCAUCAAAGCAAGUUAUUUAUGAAGAAACAUCCAAACUAGUGAAAAUGGGGAGAAGCCAUCUUAGUUACAGCCUUGACUGCCCCAGUUUGAGAGAAGACUGUAAAAGUGAGGACUGGCUUAAGAACCAGUCAGGAAGUCAGGAAGUACAUUCCAGACAACUGAUCAUCACUCAUAAAGGAAUCCUUACUGAAGAUCCAAGUAAUGAAUAUACUAAAUCUUGGCAAACUUUCCAUCAGGAUGCAAUAUUUGAUAUAAAAAAGACUUUUCCCACCAAAGAAAGAAUACAUAAGCAUGAACCACAAAAGAGAAGUUACCGGAAAAAAUCUGUUGAAAUGAAACAUAAGAAAGUCUAUAUACAGAAGAAACUUUUGAAAUGUAAUGAAUGUGAGAAAGUUUUCAAUCAGAGCUCAUCCCUUACUCUUCAUCAGAGAAUUCAUACUGGAGAGAAACCCUAUGCAUGUGUUGAAUGUGGGAAAACCUUCAGCCAGAGUGCAAACCUUGCUCAACAUAAGAGAAUACAUACUGGUGAGAAACCCUAUGAAUGUAAAGAAUGUAGGAAAGCCUUUAGCCAGAACGCACACCUGGCUCAACAUCAGAGAGUUCAUACUGGAGAGAGACCUUAUCAGUGUAAAGAAUGUAAAAAAGCCUUCAGCCAAAUUGCACACCUGGCUCAACAUCAGAGAGUUCAUACUGGAGAGAGACCUUUUGAAUGUAUUGAAUGUGGAAAAGCCUUCAGUAACGGUUCAUUUCUUGCUCAGCAUCAGAGAAUUCAUACAGGAGAGAAACCCUAUGUAUGUAAUGUGUGUGGGAAAGCCUUUAGCCAUCGUGGAUACCUAAUUGUACAUCAGAGAAUUCAUACUGGAGAGAGACCGUAUGAAUGUAAGGAAUGUAGGAAAGCCUUCAGCCAAUAUGCACACCUUGCUCAACAUCAGAGAGUUCACACUGGAGAGAAACCUUAUGAAUGUAAAGUAUGCAGGAAAGCCUUCAGCCAGAUUGCGUACCUUGAUCAACAUCAGAGGGUUCACACUGGAGAGAAACCCUAUGAGUGUGCUGAAUGUGGGAAGGCCUUUAGCAAUAGUUCGUCACUUGCACAGCAUCAGAGGAGUCAUACUGGAGAAAAACCUUAUAUGUGCAAGGAAUGCAGGAAAACAUUUAGCCAGAAUGCAGGCCUCGCUCAGCAUAAGCGAAUUCAUACUGGAGAGAAACCUUAUGAAUGUAACAUUUGUGGGAAGGCCUUUAGCUAUAGUGGAUCUCUUACUCUACAUCAAAGAAUUCAUACAGGAGAGAGACCCUAUGAAUGUAAGGAUUGCAGAAAAUCUUUCAGGCAGCGUGCCCAUCUUGCCCAGCAUGAGAGAAUUCAUACUAUGGAGUCAUUCUUGACUCCUUCCACUCCCUCACCCUCCAUGUCCAGUCAGUUGCCAAGACCUGUUGGUUUUAUCUCCUAAAUAUGCCUUGAAUCUGACUCCUUUAAUCCAUUUCCAUUCCAUCAUCUUUGUCCAAUACACAGUAAUCUACUUCAUAUGCACUAUGGAAAUAGCUUCUGAUUGGUCUCCCCGUAUUUACCAUUUCCUUUGUCAGUUGCCUCCACUGUGGUCAAACUUGUAUUUUAAAAGUUCAUAUCGCUUCCUCAUCGAUACCCUUCACUGGUACCCCACAGUUCUUAGGUUAAAGCACACAUUCCUCAAAACAUCCUAAAAGACCCUCCUGCCCCAAAUACCUUGUCCCAGUAUACCUUCCAAAGAACCUAUUUCAUGUCAAAAUCCAUCUCAUUCUUUGGCUAUUUAUCCAGAAUUAAGAACUCAUAUUCCAGCAUCAAACCAAUUUGGGUUCUGAUCCCUGCUCAUCCAUUUUCUAAACCUCUAGUUUCAGAGAAACAUUUUGUUCUUUGUAAGGUUCAGUCUUCUUAUUUAUAUUAUGGAAAUAAUAAUAGUACUACCUCAAAAGUUGAUGGGAGGAUUAAAUGAGAGAAUGCAUGUAAAUUGCUCAGAGUGCCUAGCAUAAUCAUUUAAUAAAUGUUACCAUAAAAUAAAAAGAUGCUGUGGUAUACAAAGAGGACCUGAUCAUCUCAGCAAGGUUCAUCUGAGAAAUAACAAAAUCAGCAGCAGUUCAAGACUGAAGAGAUUAUAAAGAACUGGGAUUAGGAACAGUUC